Messenger RNA from Equus caballus (horse), 3279 nucleotides. NCBI's taxonomy places the organism in Eukaryota, Metazoa, Chordata, Mammalia, Perissodactyla, Equidae. The record is from RefSeq and is a predicted model, not a curated record.
UUUAGUGACAAAUAUAAAAUAAUAGACACUUGUUAUAAUAAGCCUAAAAAUACAGAGGUAGAUAAAGAACAAGUUAGAAAUCUCUUACUUUAAUUGCAAUCCCCUGAGAACCAAUAUUAACAGUUUAGUGUGUAUCUUUCUACAUCUGCCUCAGCAUUCUUAUGAACAUAUGCAAAUAUAUUUACAUAUACAGUGGGUGGUUGCUGGUUUUAUAAAAAUGUGAACAAAUGAAAUAUAUAACAUUUUUUUUCAUUUAACAAUAGAUUAGAAACAUUCCACCAGAUAAAUAUACAUAGAUUUACCUCAGAUUUUUAAAUCUAGAGUAUGAAUUUACUACCGUUUGUUCAACUGCUCCCCAAAUGAUGUACAUUCUGGCGAUUUUCAGGUUUUUGCCACCACCUAUCAUACUGCACUAAACACCCUUGUGACUGCAGACUGUUUUAAUUUUCUCAUCAUGGAUAGCUGAGCAUUGAAAUAUAACCUUUCAAAUGCCACUGCCUUCCCCUCAUCCUCCCUGUCUUUUGGAGAACGGAGCUGAAGGGAGACUGAAGAUGAGCUGUGAAAGCCGAUAAUUACUCCAUACAGCACAUGGCCAGCAGCCUCCUGCUACAAUAUUUACGUCCUAUUCCAUUGAGAUGGCACUCUCUGCUCACAUGACCCAAAUGCAGUUCUCACUCCAUCAGGAACACAGCCGAAUCCACACUGCAUUGGCAGCUUUGCACAUGCUCCGUCUGGCCCUGUGAAUCCUCACUCACCCAUUGAGAUUUCUUUGGGUUUAAAGCAACAUUCCAGCUGCAGAAGCUCCGUGACCUCCAGUGUUUUCCUGGUCCAGAUCCAAGGCAGGUGGCCCCCCACAAAUACUGUUUCUUAGGGUUUGAGCUUUUCUUUGUAUUUGUUUGGGGGUGGAGGAUGUAUAAUACUUACACACAAGUAUAGCUGAUGCAUGAGGCCAUAAGAAGUAACUCUUUUCCUGGCAGGUAUUACAGGAAUAACAUUCACCUACUUCCAUUAUUUGCCUUGACAACAACCUGCAGCUCUAAUGCAUGCUUCAUUCUCAAACGGAGGUCUUGGCAAAUGACGCUGUAUCUGACUUUUGUGUUGACUGUAACGUGUGAGAUGGUGUUUUCUCUUCUCUAGGGCCCUGGAUGCUUUUUGCCAUUCUGAUGGUAAAUGAUGAGACAGGCAACCAUGGAUUUCAGCACUCCAUCUGUCUUUGAUCAGCAAAAAGGUGACUCAUCAGAGGAAGUUGAUCUGACCAUGGUUUAUCAGGCAGCAUCUAAUGGAGAUGUCAAUGCUCUGACUUCAGUGAUUCGGGAAGACCCCUCCAUCCUAGAAUGCUGUGACAGUGAAGGAUGUACACCCUUGAUGCAUGCGGUUUCUGGGCGUCAAGUGGACACCGUGAAGCUGCUGUUGAAGAUGGGAGCCAAUAUUAACAUGCAGGAUGCAUAUGGCCGCACAAGUCUAUGCCUGGCGACCUAUCUGGGUUGGCUGGAAGGCUGUGUGAGUCUGCUCAGAAAUGGUGCCAAGCACAAUAUCCCAGAUAAAAAUGGCCGUCUGCCACUGCACGCCGCCACUGCUGAGCCCGAUGUGAGGCUCCUAACAGUUUUGGUGCAACAGUCAAAUCUCAGCGAGAUUAAUCACCAGGACAAUGAGGGGAUGACACCACUCCACUGGGCAGCUUUCCACAACCGGCCUCAACACACCCAAAUGCUGCUGAAGAAGGGGGCAAACCCCACCCUGGUGGAUAAAGACUUUAAAACAGCUCUCCACUGGGCAGUCCAGAGUGGAAAUAGAAUUCUGUGUUCCAUCAUUCUGAGCCAUCACCAGGGUCCAGCCAUAAUCAACUACGAUGAUGAGAGUGGGAAGACAUGUGUGCACAUCGCCGCGGCAGCAGGUUUCUGUGACAUUAUUAACGAACUGGCAAGAGUCCCUGAGUGUAACCUGCAGGCUCUGGAUGUGGACGACAGGACACCCCUGCACUGGGCCGCAGCUGCAGGGAAGGCAGACUGUGUGCAGUCACUGCUGGAGUUGGGCAUCGACAGCAACCUGCGCGACAUCAAUGAGAGCACGCCCCUGGCCUACGCCCUGUACUGCGGCCACACGGCCUGUGUCAAACUCCUCUCCCAAGAGAGCAGAACAGAGUCUGCUCAACCCCUUCCUUCCGAGAACGGUAGACCCCAGAAGAAGGAGGGUCGGUUCAGCAUGCUCAACCAAAUCUUCUGCAAGAACAAAAAAGAAGAGCAGAGAGCCUAUCAGAAGGAUCAUAGCAGGGACCGACUCAGUGGGGAGCACACCUUCGAAGUUGAUGACAUCAUCACCACCUUUGACAGCAUCGUGGAUACCAACUGCCAAGAACGGCCUGGUAAUCAGGUGGCUAUGGUCGACUUUAAGAAGAGGACCUCAGAGAAUUCAAAAUAUCUCUUGCCAGAAAAGAAGCCUUUGGCUCGGAAAGGGCUUCCACCAAUCAGAACGCAGAGUCUCCCACCCAUCACCAUGGGCAAUAACUUCCUAACAACCUCCCAGGGGGCCACUUCCCAUGUCGGCCUGAGCUCUGGUACUCAUCAUAUGGCCCAGCAAUCUCAGAAAAGUCGAAGUGAGCAGGAUUUAUUGAAUAACAGAACUGGCUGCCAGGCAUUGCCAGAUAACCCCUGGAAAGGUGAUUCUAAUCAGGUGCUCUACAAAACUGGGACUGUGUCUUCUUCUGAUAAGCUGCUAGACAGAUUGCUCGCCAGCAGGUCCAGUCACCAGGAGGUCUCAGGGCCACCACACCUUCCUUAUCUACAUAAUCCAUCAUCAGGACAAAGUUUUCAGCGUCUUUCCCCAAACAGACCCAAAAUCAGGGACCUUCCUUUCACCCGGAACAACCUAGCUCCUCUACCGGACCAAAAAUUUCUAUCAGGAGAACCUCUACGGACAAACCGAGUGCUUCCUGCUAUUCCAAGCCAACGGGGGCACAGCACACCAGCCAAGGAGAGCGCCAACUCUGCCGGUCCUACCAAGGAUGAAAAUUAACCAUGGGUCGCAGACUGCGGAAAUAUAUUUAAUCUAUAUUUUCACUGUCAAAGGAUGAGAUUACUCUGGUUUGUAAGAACAAAGACUAAUUUAGUAAAUUGCAUUCUAUAAGCCAUUCACAGUUUUAUAACUCAAAAUUCUGUAUUCCAAAUAAAGAUAUUGCCCAAAUAAGCACUUAGAAACUUUGUGCAUAUAUUGUAAGUUUGUGAGUUUCUGUGACCUCUACAUGCCAAAAUAAAAAGUCAAAACGUGUUAUCAGCAGGGAAA